Molecule: messenger RNA, 168 nt
Organism: Perkinsus marinus ATCC 50983
Lineage: Eukaryota; Perkinsozoa; Perkinsida; Perkinsidae
Exons: 1
Source: RefSeq, a predicted model, not a curated record
AUGCCGCAUAUUCCCACAGGCAAUGUCCGUAGUAGUCGUAAACGCGCAUUAUGCAUUGGUUGCAACUAUCCGGCAUCUGCAUCGCCCCUUUACGGUGCUUGUGCCGAUGCCUUCCUCACAGCACAUACACUGCAGUCCCUGUUUGACUUCCCAGUUGAGAACAUCUGU